Molecule: messenger RNA, 927 nt
Organism: Orycteropus afer afer
Lineage: Eukaryota; Metazoa; Chordata; Mammalia; Tubulidentata; Orycteropodidae
Product: olfactory receptor 4K15-like
Exons: 1
Coding region: 1-927 (308 amino acids)
Biological process (GO): G protein-coupled receptor signaling pathway
Cellular component (GO): membrane
Molecular function (GO): G protein-coupled receptor activity; olfactory receptor activity
Source: RefSeq, a predicted model, not a curated record
AUGGACCAAGGAAAUACCUCAAGAGUGACUGAAUUUGUGUUACACAGUCUUUCAGGUCCUCGAGAGGCACAACUGUUCUAUUUUGUGUUUUUCACACUUUUCUAUUUAUCCAUUGUGCUGGGAAACCUCCUCAUUGUGCUCACAGUCCUCUCUGAACCUGCGCUCCACACACCCAUGUACUUCCUGCUCAGCAACCUCUCCUUCAUUGAUAUGUGUCUAUCCACUUUUGCCACUCCCAAAAUGAUAGUUGACUUCCUCACGGAGCUUAAGACCAUCUCCUUUGAGGGAUGCAUGGCCCAAAUAUUCAUUCUACAUGUCUUUGCUGGUGCUGAAAUGAUGCUGCUUGUGGCUAUGGCAUAUGACAGGUAUGUAGCCAUAUGUCAACCCCUGCACUAUGCAGUCAUCAUGAGUAUACGCAAGUGCAUAAGCCUUGUGAUGGGCUCCUGGCUGAUGGGCCUCUUGCAUUCACUAAGCCAGUGGUUUUUCAUAGUAGAUCUUCCAUUCUGUGGUCCAAAUAACGUGGACAGCUUUUUCUGUGACCUUCCCUUGGUUGUUAAACUUGCCUGCACUGAUACCUAUAUCCUUAAGAUACUGAUGCUUUCAAACUGUGAUCUAAUGGCUAUGAGUGCCUUUCUGCUUGUGCUCAUCUCCUACACAGUCAUCCUGGUCACCAUGCGACGUAGAUCCUCAGUGGGCAUGACUAAGGCCCGGGCCACCCUGACUGCCCACGUCACGGUGGUGAUCCUCUUCUUUGGGCCCAGCAUCUUCAUCUAUGCCUGGCCUUUUAACAACUUCCCACUGGAUAAGGUUUUCUCAGUAUUCUAUACUGUUUUCACUCCUCUUUUAAAUCCCUUGAUCUACACGUUAAGAAAUAAGGAGGUAAUAUCAGCAAUGCAGAAAAUGAGGAAACAAAAAGUAAGUACUUAA